Messenger RNA from Ceutorhynchus assimilis (cabbage seed weevil), 180 nucleotides. Lineage: Eukaryota; Metazoa; Arthropoda; Insecta; Coleoptera; Curculionidae. The record is from the annotation of a GenBank genome assembly.
AUGGAAGAAAGGCUCGGAGUGAAAAGAUGCCAUAGAUACUCGGAGUACAGUUACGAAGCCAAGGAAUGCAAAGGGGCAGACCUCACCAAACAAUGCUAUAGGUGCGGAAAGGAGGACCACAAACUAAAAGAAUGCAAGGAGGCGCCAGAAAGAGCACAAAGCUGGAUCGAGCAAGUGUGA